AUGCUAAUCGACACAUUGAGUUCCAGUGAAAUGGCUGUCAUCUAUCUCGUCACUGAACUCUGUUGUUUGACUGCUGCCACGUUGAGCUUCGUUUUCAAUGCAUAUAUCAUUUAUUGUUUUUGGAGAAAAAAGAUUCCCGCGGCUGAAAAUCUUCGUCUCGCUCUCUACCUAGCAAUUGGAGACUUUGGAUAUGCCGCCGCUUCCCUUAUUCAUAUCGGUUAUCUGGCAUGGAACUGGUCGAACGUGUAUCUGGACUACAAUCCGUAUGUGAUAAUAUUCACCAAUUCGUUUCUGCCAGCCCAUUUGAAAAUAGUCGUGGUUAUUAGCUGUUCGAUGGCAUUGGAUAGAUGUCUGGCAAUAUUCUUCCCAGUUGUCUACCGUCAACUCAGCAAAACAUACUUCGCUAACUGUGCAAUGGCUUGUGGAUACUGUUGGUUUUUCUUCGAUUACUUAUUCCAAAUGCUCACUGCUCCCUAUAAAAGAAUGCCUAACUGCGGAACAAUGGCAUGUUUUGUGAAUCGUACUUUUCUGAUGUAUGUCAGCUAUUCCAAUACGAUUGCUGGUCUUUUAAUAGUCUUGAUGAGUAUAUUCGUUUUUGCUGGUAUUCGGAAAAUAUCCGCCAGAAAGAUUGGAGCUUCUACUGGUACAAAAACUACAAAUGUGUUCCGACAAGCAAAUCGGAUUACUGUAGGAAUACUGUUCUGCUCCUUGUUCUUUGUCACUAUCCCGUCAUUGCUGGUUACGGGAUAUGAAGAAAUUACGGGUGUUUCGCUAUUUGCCGAGCUUGGUCCAUUUUAUAUUUGUGCAAUUUUAGUGAAUGGUUUCGCCGAUGGUCUAGUAUUCGUUAUCGUCAAUCGGAAACAAAUCGGAUCUCGUAACAGAACGCUCUCAUCAACGGGAGCAAAGAAUACGGUGGCACCAUUGCAUCGAGCAAGUAUUGCAGAUUACUCUGUGGCACCUCCCCACGUCACUUCAUCAGCACAACAACCUGAUGUUUUGAUUUGA
Caenorhabditis remanei is the source of this 1005-nucleotide messenger RNA. RefSeq lists its product as uncharacterized. Bases 1 to 1005 code for a protein of 334 amino acids. The record is from RefSeq and is a predicted model, not a curated record. The transcript is spliced from 7 exons. Lineage: Eukaryota; Metazoa; Nematoda; Chromadorea; Rhabditida; Rhabditidae.